Ostertagia ostertagi is the source of this 333-nucleotide messenger RNA. NCBI's taxonomy places the organism in Eukaryota, Metazoa, Nematoda, Chromadorea, Rhabditida, Trichostrongylidae. The record is from the annotation of a GenBank genome assembly.
AUGUCGAUGCAUUCAGUUUUAUUCCCUAUUUCAGUGGAUUUUGCCGUGGUCAGAGGUAAAGGGAGGAAGUCGAACAUUUCUGGUUCGGUCUCGAAAGGGCACGUGGAUAGGAAACACUCUCAUACAAAGCCAGUCAAAAAGGUUAUAACCUUCACUGUUGCUACUACACCAGUCCCGCAAUCAUCAACCAUUACCAACACGGAGAUUGCAACAACCGUUUCUGCCGAGACUGAAUUACCCGACCACCUUCCCGAUCCGUCACUAAUCCAUCCUGUUCGUAAGAAGCACAUUGGCGGUCCCAUAGGUGGGCAUUUUGUUCUGCAAUAUUUGCUU